AUGGAGAACACACCGGUUAACACAGAAUCUAAUGUCAGAAGAUCUGCUCGCCCUAGAAGGUCAAUCGAGUCUCCAAAGCCGGUGAAGCCGCGCGCUGUUCAGAAACGGACACUUGCCCAAAUCGAGGAGCAAGAGGAGCAAGCUGCGAGGAAGAAGCACAAAGCGGAGGAUCGCAAGACGGUGACCGAUGCGUUGAACGUACGGAGGGCUGAACUCGAGGCGGCAAGAAAGCGAUGGAUGUAUCACCAUCGCGACCUCUUCCAACCGUUGACGCGCUCGAACAACGUAUUCUUCGAGAAUAUCGAGUCCGAUUCCAAGGCACAUGGUGCGUACGUUCCAAUGGAACAGGUGAACGAGCAGCCACGACUUGUAGAAGGUGGCGAAAUGAAGGAUUAUCAGCUGGAGGGCAUGAAUUCAGUCCUUGGUGACGAGAUGGGUUUGGGUAAGACUCUGCAAACUCUGGCGUUGUUUGCCCACGUUAAGGAACACUCUGCCGGCAUCACUCUUGAUCCCCACCUCAUCAUAUGUCCACUAUCCGUUCUCUCCUCGUGGCACGCGGAAGUCGGCCGAUGGGUACCCUCAAUGAAAGUGCUACGUUUUCAUGGCACUGCAUCCGAGCGCGAACGCCUCAAGUCUACGAUGAAGGGAAACUCUGCCCCUCACUACGAUAUUAUCCUCACGACAUACGAUGUAUAUGCGGCGGAAGACCGGUGGCUGAAAACUAGACGAUGGACAUACGUUGUCUUAGAUGAAGGCCAUAAAAUCAAGAACAGUGAGACUAACCUCUCAGGCAAGUUGCAAGUCUUGACCGGCACACCUUUGCAAAACACACUUUCAGAACUGUGGGGUCUCCUUAACUGGCUCUAUCCGGUCGUAUUCACGCCUGCAACUGAGAGAUUCUUCCAACGGUCGUAUGAUUAUGCGAAAGGCAACUACGACCUCGAUGUCCUGAAACUUGCCCAGAAACUUCUCGCCGUGAUCAUGCUACGGAGGACCAAGAAUACCAUCCAGCUUGGAGUGCCACCACGAGAGGAAUUGACGGUGUUCAUACCUUUGACCGAGGCUCAGCGAUUUUGGACGUAUCGGAUGUUGACGAAGAUGGACGACGUGGAUCUGAAUGAGGUCUUUACUGCUAAAAACGUAAAGGCUGAAGUAAAGUUUCAGAAGACCGAAGCCUCAUCAAAGCUGGGUAUCACCACAGAACCAAACGAUCCGUCUGCUACAACUGUAGUUCAACAUUCGGUCCAGACGACCAUCAGAGCUCCUGUUCCACCGAGAAGCGGGACUUGGAAAAAGUUGAUGAAUCUUUUGCUACAGCUGCGUCAAAUAUGCAACCAUCCUUACAUGCUCGGCGAAGAUGCCGAACCCAGUCCGUACUACAUCGGGGAACACCUCGUCUCGUCAUCUUCCAAAGUCAUUGUUAUCGAUAAGAUUCUCAAGGAUAUCCUUCCUAAGGGCGAGCGCGUACUUAUUUUCUCUCAGUGGACGAGCAUGCUGGACCUUCUUGAAGACUUUAUGCAUCUCAGGAAGAUCAAGUAUUGUAGACUUGAUGGCAGCACACCUCGCGCGCGGCGGACGUUGGAUAUCAAGCUGUUUCAACAGGAAAAUUCUCCGUUUGAGGUCUAUCUCAUCUCCACAAAAGCCGGCGGGUUGGGCAUCAAUUUGACCAAGGCUUCCUGCGUCAUCAUGUGCGAUAGCGACUGGAACCCACAGAACGACCUGCAAGCUAUGGCUCGUGCACACCGGAUCGGGCAGACGAAGAUCGUGAAGGUUUACCGACUCAUUUGUCGAGCGACCGUCGAGGACCAGAUGCUAGAUCGUUUGAGGAGGAAACUUUUCUUAUCAGUCAAGGUGAUGGGCUCGGCCAACCAAUCCGCCUCGCAAGCCGAUACUGGUCUUGGGUAUGACGAAGUCAUGAAUAUUCUUCGCAAAGGUUCCAGUGCUCUCAUGAGCUCCGACGAUGGGAUGAAUCUCGGAAAAUUCUUGGAAGCCGAUAUUGAGUCCAUCUGCAAAGUUUCUCGGGAGCAAGAGAAACGGAGAGAUGCGAAGGUCAGGCACGAGCUAGGUGAUGUUGGUGAUACCAAGCAAGAAGUAGACGAGGCUGCAAACCAGAGGUUACUGGAGGAUGCGGAGGAGGAGGAGAAGAGGUUGCUGAGUGGUGUGGCACAGGUACAAUCACGCUUGUUCGAAGGACAUAUCAUAGCAAGGAGGGAUGAGAAACCACGGCAAGAGAAGUGGAUUGACUUACAGAAAAGGGCCAGGUCAGACCGCACAGUGACUGUUGGUGGGAUGACCUUCAUACUGGACGCUCCAGAAGUAUAUUCAAUGCAGCCGGCUCCCCCGAAGAAAAAGCCAAAGAAGGUUUUGGAACACGAGGAUUGGUGUAUCGUAUGUCGCGAUGGCGGUGAACUCUAUGUGUGCGACCAUUGUCCACGAGUUUUCCAUAGAGAAUGUCUAGGGCUUUCCGUCCGCGACACAAAGAUGCCCUCGAUGAGGUGUCCACAGCACUCGUGUUGCCGCUGUGCUCGAACCCUUGCUCAGUCAGGUGGUCUGUUGUUCAGGUGCCAAACAUGUCCUCAGGCUUUCUGCGAGGACUGUCUGCAUCCAGGUCCGUUGGACGCCGUAGGUGAUAACCUUCCCGAGUUUGAGCUCCUUGGGUAUCCAGAGAAAUCAUCGGCAUACUACAUUCGAUGUACCGACUGUCACGAGCAUUGGGAACAAGAGCCCAAGGCUUGGAAAGGGUGGAAGGCAGAGAUGCGCGAUACGGAGAAGAAACUCCGUGCUCGUGAGAUGGGUAAGGAGGAGCACUGAUACUGUGAUUCUUGCAUACUGAGUAGUUGUGUUUUGUCUGCUAUCAUUGCCGUGGUGUUAUCCUGGCACCAUUUAAUACUUCAUGUCUUCGAUUAUAUCCCAAUUAUACAUGUUGAAACUGC
This is a messenger RNA of Stereum hirsutum FP-91666 SS1, 2933 nucleotides long. RefSeq lists its product as uncharacterized. Gene Ontology annotation, molecular function: ATP binding; DNA binding; ATP-dependent chromatin remodeler activity. Gene Ontology annotation, biological process: positive regulation of transcription by RNA polymerase II. The transcript has 19 exons. Gene Ontology annotation, cellular component: nucleus. The record is from RefSeq and is a predicted model, not a curated record. The coding region runs from base 1 to 2811 and encodes 936 amino acids. Lineage: Eukaryota; Fungi; Basidiomycota; Agaricomycetes; Russulales; Stereaceae.